This is a messenger RNA of Morone saxatilis (striped sea-bass), 1395 nucleotides long. RefSeq names its product mitochondrial ribosomal protein L1 (gene mrpl1). NCBI's taxonomy places the organism in Eukaryota, Metazoa, Chordata, Actinopteri, Moronidae. The transcript is spliced from 10 exons. The record is from RefSeq and is a predicted model, not a curated record. Bases 299 to 1279 code for a protein of 326 amino acids.
AGAUAAACUAAAUAUUAUUGUAAACCCUAAAUCUGUUGCUUUGGCAAGUGGAGACAUUUGAACAAGGCAGGAGUUUUUGUUCAUGGAAAAAAUGUAGCGAUGGCAACUGCGCCAACAGCUGAGAGGCGGCUGUCCAAACAUAGCUCUAAUGUCAAAAGUGACAAGCACGUAACGACACACGGACGGGCCCGUUCAGGAGAAGUUCGGCCCACCGCUCACCAGCUGUCACACCUGACAACGAGGCGGAACUGUUUAGUACGUAUCGUUGUUUUCACACGGAUCAUCGGCAUUCCCAGACAUGGCAACUUGCACGCGGACGGUGUGGAAAGUUUUAGGAGGAUGUCAGAGGCACCUGCUGAGAGCCGGUGCAUACACAAGCGCCUCACAAAUUCCUACAAGGCAUCUAUCUUCCAAGACUGUUGCCACUCUAAAGUCAUUAAAGAAAGGCAAGAAAGAUGACACGCAGAAGAAAGAGGAGAAGAAAGAAAAGAGGGUAAUUGAUGACAAAGACAGACAUAAGCCUUUUGGCAAGACAGCAUGGAUGCCUGUGGAUGACGUGUACGUUAGGACGUACUACCCCAUGACGAUCUAUGACGCAGCAGAAGCCAUCGACAUGCUGAAGAACUUUCAAGUGUUGGACUUCACUCCCCGCAAGCAGCCUGUUUACAUCGAUCUGAGGCUAAACAUGGAACUGGAGAAAAAGAGAAAAGUGGACCCCUUUGUCAGCACAGUGCAUUUACCACACCCCUUCAAGACCGAGAUAAACAAAGUUUUAGUUUUUACUGAGGAUGCUAACCAAGCUAAAGCUGCACUGGAGAACGGAGCUGUAUUAGCUGGAGGAGCAGAGCUCAUACAGCCGAUCUUAGAUGACGAGAUUUCAGCAGACUUCUAUGUAGCAGUGCCAGAUAUUCUGCCGAAGCUCGUACCUUUGAAAAACAAACUGAGGAAGAAAUUUCCAAAGAGCAAGAGAGGCUCAGUCAGCAUCAACAUUCCCGAGUUGUUGGAGUUCUUUAAAGCAAGUCACGAGUACCAGGUGGAGAACGACUGCUUCGUCAGGACCCAGAUAGCCAUGCUCGACAUGCCCAAAGAACACAUCUUUGCCAACCUGAAAGCUGUCCUGAUGAACGUUUGCUCACACCGACCAGCCAAUAUGGGACCUUUCAUUGAGCGGGCAAUCAUCGCCAGUCACACCAGUGAAGCGCUGUGGUUUAACAGCGAAGACAUUGUACGGAAACCAGCAGAGAAGAAGGAGGAGAAGGAGGAGGAUGAGGAGGAAUGACCUGUUUCCGAUGUAUAUAUUCGCUGUAUUGAAUAAAGUAUUUGUUCUGAGUUUGCUUCCUGUACUGGUACCUAUUGUUUAAAAAUCCCAAGAGAAUUAAAGGAGGACAAAAUAUA